Messenger RNA from Rubroshorea leprosula, 1762 nucleotides. The record is from the annotation of a GenBank genome assembly. NCBI's taxonomy places the organism in Eukaryota, Viridiplantae, Streptophyta, Magnoliopsida, Malvales, Dipterocarpaceae.
AAUUCUGUAGGGUGAUGUUAUCCAUAUUGUUAUGGAAAGAAAGUGUGCCCAAAUUCAUAGAAAAAAUUUGAAAGAAGGUCAAAUUUAUACUAUCACAAAUUUCGGAUGUGUGCAGUCUUUAAAUUAUAGGCCUGUUUCAUCUAAUAUUAGAAUACGGGUUAAUGCUGCUACUAAAUUCCUUCUUGAGAGUGAAAAUGUUGCUUCUAUAUUACCUCAUAAAUUUGAAUUCAAGUCCUUUCAAGAGUGCAAAGAAAGACUGCAUCAACUAACAUAUUUAACAGAGGUAGGCUACAGUGCGCGAGGAUCAAAGUUACCAUGUAAAAUUUGGUUGAUGGAUUUUGAAGAAGCAGAAUUUUCUAUUAGUCUAUGGGGAAAAGCAAAGCAGCAAAUACGAGAGUUAAAACUUUGGGAAAAGGAUUCAACACAAAUUGUUAUCAUUACCUCUUUAGCUACCAAACAAUUUGAUGGAGAAAUUCAUGGAGCUAGCAUGUCUCCAACAAUGAUCUAUGUUAAUCUUGACAUCCCUGAAGUGAAACAAUAUCUAGACAGGUUUGGUAGUUUCAAUAUUCAACCUCAAUUACUUACUAGAAAAUUCGAGCUGGUUGAAGAAACUUCAGAGACUAUGCCUUUUAUCAAAAAAACAAUAUCAGAUUUGAUACAAAUUUCUGUGUUAGAAGUUGAACCAGGCCAAAGGUUUCAAGUUGAAGCAGAAGUUGUUGGCUUUGACGUAGAUUCUGGUUGGUUUUACACAGCUUGUAAACAAUGCACCAGGAAACUUCCUCCUGCUUACACUGGUCGAGGAUGUCGGGUUUGUAAUACUCCACAGUCUGAAUCAAUGAUUUGGUAUCAUUUGAAGACCAUAGUGCAAGAUGAGACCAGCUCAACUACUUUUAUUAUCUUUGGUACAAAAGGUGAAAAACUACUUGGAACAUCAGUUAAUAAUUUAAUUGCAUCAGCAGCAGUGGAUCCUGAAGUACUUCAUCCAGUGAUGGAGAGACUUUGUGAGAAAAGGGUUAAAAAAAUUUUUCAUGUGACAGUUAAACAUAAUGAAUAUAAGGAGGAUGCUGUGAGUUUUAUUGUUCAAAAUUUGUUUGAUCUACCCUCUACUCCCUUUCCUUUUGUUGAUCCAAUUGCAGUUGGAAGACAACCUAUUUGUUGAGAAGGGCAAAGCAAGUUAGCUGAACCCCUUAAAAAGGAUGAAAUUACUCCGCUAUUAGAAAAACUGCAAUCAGAUUAUCUUGAGCAAUUACCUCUAUCUACAGGCCUUUUGUUGACGUAAGAGACUUACAUUUACACUGUUAUCUUCUGCUUUUCUUUUCUUUUCUUUUCUUUUCUUUUCUUUUUUUUUUUUUUAAAUUUAAUAGAAGUUUUUGUUUAAUGGUGUUUAUGGCAGUGAUCUUUUUACCCAAAUUGGAGCAUCUGCAAAACCAGAUUAGACAAAACAUAUACAGUGUGGUAUAGGUGGAUUCAUAUUAGUAAACAAAUAACAAUAUUGCAAAGUAAUGACUAGGAGGGAGUAGGAAAAUGGAGGGGAAGAGAACAAAGGAGAAAGAGAGAUUAAUAUUAAAUCAAGUAACAUAACUUAUCCUUGAUAGACUCAAGUGCACAAUAAAUUCUUUGAUAAAACCUAAAUUAAUUUAGAUCAGUUGAGUAAGCUCACUCUAUUUUUAAGCCUAAUAUAACAAGUAGCAGAAUUCAAUUUUGGUUGCUUUUAGUUUCGUCCAGGAGAAAGAGAGAAGGUUAAUAGAGGAUGGAAACAUUG